UCCACCAAGGACAAGGCAUCUACCAAGGGCAAAGCCUCUACCAAGGGCAAGGCCUCUACUAAGGGCAAGGCCUCCACCAAUGGUGAGGGCUUUGCCAAGGGUAAGGCCCCCACCAAGGACAAGGCCUCCACCAAGGGUAAGGCCUCUACCAGGGGCAGGGUCACCACCAAUAGUGAGGGAUCCACCAAGGGCAAUGACUCCCCCAAGGGCGGGGCCACAGCCAGUGGCAGGACCUUUACCAAAUACAAAACCUCCACCAAGGCAAGGCCUCCACCAAGGGGCAGGGUCAUCACCAAUGGCGAGGGAUCCACCAAGGGCAAGGCCAUGGUCAAUGGCAAGGCCUUUACCAAAUACAAAACCUCAAUCAAAGGUGAGGCCUCCACCAAGGGCAAAACCUCUACCAAAGGCAAGCUCUCAGAUAAUACCGAAGAAGAGUCAAUGGUGGAGGAAGAGAUAUCCAACAGUGGCUUGGAUGCCAAU
Molecule: messenger RNA, 480 nt
Organism: Heterobasidion irregulare TC 32-1
Lineage: Eukaryota; Fungi; Basidiomycota; Agaricomycetes; Russulales; Bondarzewiaceae
Exons: 2
Source: RefSeq, a predicted model, not a curated record